GACGACGACACGCUCGGUCAGGGAAAACCGAGUGUGGCGAGGGCCGAGUGGAAGAGGAUAGAGCCCUCAUGGUGGGGGUAGAUCACAGGGAGAGGAUGGUGGAAGCGAAAUCUGGCCUCAGUCGUGCGCGACGCGCCAUAUGCGGUGGACCAUUUGUCAACCCGCUCACAAAGGCCAAUAAUCUCCCGUGACACGUGUGAUUCCAUCCCUCCCUCUCCCCCCUCCGAUAAAAAGUGUCACGUGCUGGCCUCGGCCACCCCUCCCUCCGCCAAGCUCGCCCACCAUACCCCUCUAUACCCCGCCGAAACUUCACGGAAAAACUUUUUCCCUCGGAGAAAGAGAGCCGCUCAGCGCAAUUUCGUUUCGAGUGGCGGACAGUGGAGAACAGUGUGUGUGUGUGUAUGCGCGCCCGUUUGCUUGCUUGCUUGCCUACUUUUUUCUUCCUUCCUUCCUUCCUUCCUUCCUUUCUCUUUCUUUCUCUCUCCAAACUAAUCUUUUUUUCCCUGUCGAAACGAGAGAAACGAGUGGUAAAGGAGAAAUAGAAACCACGCUGUGGACUACGUAAGACGAGACGCUCUUCUCUUCCCGAAAAGAGAAAAGUUUGUGGAUGCUGUAAUAUAUCGAUGUAAAAGAUUAACAAGACGUAUCGAUAAGAAAGUAGAAGAUUUACACAUCCGUUAUAAUUGGACCUUGUUUCGCGAUGAAAUCGGUGCGACAGGCUGGUGUUUGAUGCAAAUCAUCGCUUUUACCGAAGCGCGAUGGACAAUCAACGAGGAUCUCGUUAAGGCGAUCGCAUCGGGGAAAUUGAUGGUGACGGACGAUCAGGCGAGGUGUUAUCAGCCAGGUGUGAUAAGCACCCUUGCCGACCUUGCGAGACCGCGGCCACGAGCUUCUUUUCCUCCUCUCUCGCCUCCACCUUCCCCCUUUCUCCUUUCUCCUUUCUCCCUUCUUCUUCUUCUUCUUCUUCUUCUUCCCUCCGCCGCGACUCGAAGAGGGUGUCCCCUCCCCUCCCCUCCUCUCGAGCAUCCACGGUAGCUGGUCCACGCUGUGGUGAGAACGGGGGGAUGAUGGUGAUGAUGAUGGAGGAUGAGCGCGACCGGUGAAGAAGGGGCGAGAGAAGAGUGAAGGCAGCCACCGAGGAAGCUAUCCGGAACAACGAAGAUGAGAUGGGAUGCCGCUCUAUAUCUACUCUCGCUGCUGCUCUUCUCCUUGGCCAAUCUAUGUUGGGCUCUCGUCGAAACGCGAGGAUGCAAUCGCACUAUCAGAAAUUCCGUUGGAUGGAUACGUUGGACAGGACGAAUGGGACGAUGCAUUGUUCGCAUCAGAGCGCCUCCUAGAGAUCCUCAGGUGAUCGAGUUGAAAGUUAGGAAGCUGCAAGUUGGUUUCCUGAAAGAAACCAGAUGCGAGGGUGCUUACAUUCAAUUUUCCGAUGGUAGCGAGGACCUUGAAGAUGAAACAGGACGUUACUGCGGCUACGUGAGUGGCAACACGACCAGACUGUUCCUGAGGAAGGGGCCCAACUUGACGAUCAUAAUGGACUCGGACGUGAAGUUCGCAGCAGAGAAUCCCGUGAUAUUCUCCGCCCAGUUCUCCAUACUUCCCGCCCAGCUCGCUUCGGAGCGUCACCGCGGCUUCUCCCCGUCCCCCUCGUCCGAGUGCCCCCUCGAGUGCGCCGUGAGGAACGAUCGACGAUCCUGCAAGCUUUCCUCGCCCGGCUACCCGGGCGUGUACCCGCGCGGGAUCAAGUGCAGGAUAGGAUUGGAAUCGGGCGCUGGUCGAUUCAAGAUCGGCGGCCAACCGGACGACACGUACGAUCUGAUGAACCGUACGUCGCAGCAGGGCUGCCAGACGGAGAAUUGCGAGGAUCACGUGGAGGUGGUCGCGGAAUUGCGGAGGGCGAGGGUCGGUGGUGGCGGCGGUGGCAGUGGACGUUCGACGGACGGGGAUAACAGGCGCGGGCGGAGGAGCCCGGAGGAUCGGGAGGAGGAGGUGGAAUUUAUCAUCGGGCAGACGUCGUACAGGGGGGAGAGGAGGGGGGGUGCGAGAAAUAAUCGAAGGAGGCUUAAGAAAGCGAGGAAGGAUGGGGGGGGGAGCGAGGAUAUCCGGAGAAGAAAUACGGGGCGGGCGAAGGGGGUCGGAGGUGCGGAGGGGGGAGAGGCUCCUUAUCGGGGGGGCCAGGCGAUAAGGAGGUGGCGGGGGGAGGGUGUCCAGAAGAAGCGACUUCGUCACCCGCAGCGCGUGGUUCGCAAGAAGUCCAUGGACUCGGUAAGGAGGAAUACAUCCCCCGAUCCGGGGGAUGUAUCGGACGCGAGGAUACCGAGCGAUGGGAUGGGGGGGCACGCGGAGGUCGCGAGGAAAGGGUCGGGCAAGGAGAAGAUGACCGCGUUGCAGGUUCCCGAGUACCGAUACGGAAAGAAGGGGCGAGGAUCGGAGAAGUUGGGGAGCACCAGUUGCGUGGGCGAUUAUCUGACAUUGUUGGAAAACGUGGACGGGAAGAUGUUCGAGAUCUCCAAGUUUUGCGGGGAGGGCCAGGUGCCACGGAUCCUUUCGAGGGGGAGGAACAUCGUGGUCGAGUUCUUCGCGGAGCAGGACGGGACCGUGAUGCACGACGGUUUCCAAUUGUCGUUCCAGGAAACGGAGGAGGCGCACGCGUUGGGAAACGAUCAGAAUUGCGAGUUCGUGUACAGGAGCAGCGAGAGGACGAGGGAGAGCAUCAAGUCGUUGCAGAGCUGGUAUCCGCCCAAUACUUUGUGCAGUUACAAAUUCAUGGGCAGAUCGUCGGAGAGGAUCUACGUUCAUAUGAAGAUAAUCAGAAACGAGCCGGAUCAGGAGUACGCGCCACAGAAACGGAACUUCAGCCUGAAUUAUUGCUCCGGGAACGAGAUCGCGGUUUACAAUGGGAUCGAGGUGAACAACAGCAUCUUGAUGUGGUCUUACUGCGACGUAUCCCACCAGGACAUCAAUAACAUACAAGUCCCACUUACCUCGAGCGGCAACGAGUUGUUAAUACAAUAUUACAGCGCGAAGGGAUCUUACGACGGCCAAGAGUUCACUUACACGAUAUCGUACAGGUUCAUAAAGAAGGCGCAAAAUUCUACCAGCAGACGUCAAAUACAGGACGAUUUCAAGUUGAUCUCUCUGAGGCCGGUAAACUUUUCAGCGUUGAAUUUGAACGAGAGCGAGAAUUGUAAUUGCGAUUUCGGCGACAGGAUCGGCAGUUUUAAAAACUGGUUUAUGGUGCUCGUUGUAUUGGGGAUAGUCUCGUUUCUUGGCGCCGUGCUCACGAUAAUAGCCCUCCUUGCCAAAUGCAUCAAAAUGAGAUCGAUGGAGAAGAAACUAUUACAGACCCCGAAACUGUGAAGAAAAUUUUGUACGAUUUUCUAACGUAAUAUAUCUCUAACGAAUAAAAAACGACUUUUUAUUUUUUUUCUUUUUACAAAUGAUUAGAUAUUUGUUUGUUUAAUCAGGGGAUUCGGAUUCAUCUUUUGUUUCAACACGCCAUUUUGGAAAGUUUUGGAAAGAGUUAUGGUUUAGGAUUUCUUUAAUUGAAAGUUAAAGGAUUUCUUUAAUUGUUUCUCUAACGACUUUAUUUCACUUUUAUUUAAGCGAUAAUUCUGUGUCUAGGGCAUUUCUAACGAAGUUAGAUACUUUUGUAAUAUGAAGUAAUUAUUUUAUAAUUAUUUUAUGAAGUAAAAAUAUUCUUUUCUUGUUAAAAUUAAAUUUAUUUUCAUAUGUAUU
This is a messenger RNA of Apis laboriosa (Himalayan honeybee), 3738 nucleotides long. RefSeq lists its product as uncharacterized. Bases 1162 to 3360 code for a protein of 732 amino acids. Lineage: Eukaryota; Metazoa; Arthropoda; Insecta; Hymenoptera; Apidae. The transcript has 7 exons. The record is from RefSeq and is a predicted model, not a curated record.